CCGAAACAUGCCGCUCAAGCCUUCGGUCUGGAUUGGUUCCAUGGCGACAGCGGUCGCUAUCGGUCUGCUGAUGAUGGCGACCAUGAAGCAGAAGCAGGAGCUGCUUCAGCUCAAGCGUGGGCCUUCAGGUGUUCCUUUCGUUGGGAAGGAGACCGUCAGAUUCGACAAAGGCCUCACCAAAAAGUUCAACCGCAAGAUCUACACUGAGAUCCUCCGCGAUGGCCUCGAGGGUGACGCUGUCGAGUCCGGGGACAAGGUGACGGUCCACUACACCGGCAAGCUCACCAACGGAAAGUUGUUUGACUCCGGCAAGAUCUCCUUUGUGGUUGGAGCUGGACAGGUGAUCAAGGGCUGGGAUCAGGGUCUUCAGGGCAUGAAGCUCAACGGAGUUCGCAUGCUCCACAUCCCUCCACAGCUUGCUUACGGCAGCCGAGGAACCCCGGGAGGACCCAUCCCCCCUGACGCCACCCUGCUGUUCAAGGUCAAGCUGCUGCACGUCAACAGGAAAGGAGCUGCUGGAAGCAGAAAAGCAAAGAUGUCCAAGGCGAUGUUGAGAAGGCUCAAGCAGCAGCAGCUGAAGAAGGAGCAUGUCCACCAAGAAUUGCAGAAGCUGAUUUAAAGCGCUUACUAGUUGAACUUACAUGUGCGACUAUUGAAGAAAGAAACAGAUC
Messenger RNA from Guillardia theta CCMP2712, 671 nucleotides. RefSeq lists its product as hypothetical. Lineage: Eukaryota; Cryptophyceae; Pyrenomonadales; Geminigeraceae. The transcript has 4 exons. Gene Ontology annotation, molecular function: peptidyl-prolyl cis-trans isomerase activity. The coding region runs from base 8 to 619 and encodes 203 amino acids. The record is from RefSeq and is a predicted model, not a curated record.